GGCUCGCGACCCAGCAGAGCUGGCUCUGUCGCCGCACCACCAGCUGCGGCUCUGGGACCUGCAGACCAGUCGGGGCCGGGAGCCGCCCGGGGCAGGGCUCGAGAGAGCGGGCCCCACCAUGAGGCCCCAGCCUCUCGGGAGCCCCUGCGCUCCCCUGGCCCCGGGCACACCGUGCUAGCCCCAGGAGGGCAAGGGCAGGCGCGGGGGCCAUGGCCAGCCACGUGGACCUGCUCACCGAGCUGCAGCUGCUGGAGAAGGUACCUACGUUAGAGCGCCUGCGCGCAGCCCAGAAGCGCCGGGCUCAGCAGCUGAAGAAGUGGGCACAGUAUGAACAGGACCUGCUUCAUCGUAAGCGCAAGCAUGAGCGGAAGCGCAGCACAGGUGGCCGUCGCAAGAAGGUGUCCUUUGAGGCCAGUGUGGCGCUGCUCGAGGCCUCACUGAGGAACGAUGCCGAAGAAGUACGCUACUUCCUGAAGAACAAGGUCAGCCCUGAUUUGUGUAACGAGGAUGGCCUCACAGCCUUGCACCAGUGCUGCAUUGACAACUUUGAAGAAAUCGUCAAGCUGCUGCUUUCCCAUGGUGCAAAUGUGAACGCCAAGGACAACGAGCUGUGGACACCCCUGCACGCUGCAGCCACCUGCGGCCACAUCAACCUGGUGAAGAUCCUCGUUCAGUAUGGGGCUGACUUGCUUGCUGUCAACUCUGAUGGGAACAUGCCAUAUGACCUCUGCGAGGAUGAACCCACCCUGGAUGUCAUUGAGACCUGCAUGGCAUACCAAGGAAUCACCCAGGAGAAAAUCAACGAGAUGCGGGCAGCUCCUGAGCAGAAGAUGAUAGCGGACAUUCACUGCAUGAUUGCUGCCGGCCAGGACCUUGACUGGAUAGAUGCCCAGGGGGCCACGCUGCUACACAUAGCUGGGGCCAACGGAUACCUGCGGGCAGCUGAACUCCUCCUGGACCAUGGAGUGCGUGUGGAUGUGAAGGACUGGGAUGGCUGGGAGCCUCUGCAUGCAGCAGCCUUCUGGGGACAGAUGCCAAUGGCAGAGCUGUUAGUGUCCCAUGGAGCUAGUCUCAGUGCCAGGACGUCCAUGGAUGAGAUGCCAAUAGACCUGUGUGAGGAGGAGGAGUUCAAGGUCCUGCUGUUGGAGCUUAAACACAAGCAUGACGUCAUCAUGAAGUCCCAGCUGAGGCACAAGUCAUCCCUGAGCCGCAGGACGUCCAGUGCAGGCAGCCGUGGGAAGGUGGUGCGUCGAGCCAGCCUGUCAGACAGAACCAACCUGUACCGGAAAGAGUAUGAGGGAGAGGCCAUCCUGUGGCAGCAGCGGAGUGCAGCAGAGGACCAGCGUACCUCCACCUACAACGGAGACAUCAGGGAGACCAGGACAGACCAGGAGAACAAGGACCCAAACCCCAGGUUGGAGAAGCCAGUGCUACUCUCAGAAUUCUCUACUAAGAUUUCCCGGGGAGAACUGGAUGGGCCUGUGGAGAACGGCCUCCGGGCUCCUGUCAGCACCUACCAGUACGCACUGGCCAAUGGGGACAUAUGGAAGAUGCACGAGAUGCCUGAUUACAGCAUGGCCUAUGGCAACCCCGGUGUGGCUGAUGUCCCCCCGCCCUGGAGCGGCUUCAAGGAGCAGAGCCCCCAAACGCUCCUGGAGCUGAAGAGGCAGCGGGCCGCAGCCAAGCUGCUCAGCCAUCCUUUCUUAAGUACCCACCUGGGCAGCAGUGUGGCCAGGUCAGGGGAGAGUAGCAGCGAAGGCAAGGCCCCCUUGAUCGGAGGCAGAACUUCCCCCUACAGCAGCAACGGGACCUCGGUGUAUUACACGGUGACCAGCGGAGAUCCCCCGCUCUUGAAAUUCAAGGCCCCCAUGGAGGAGAUGGAGGAGAAAGUCCAUGGCUGUUGCCGGAUCUCCUAGUGUCUGGGAGCUAGAGGAGAGAGCUGCCUCGGAGAUGUGCCCUUGGAAUCCACGCCAGCCCUGGCUGGGGAGGUGUCAGAGGGCAGCCAGGGAGAGGUGGGAGCUGCUUUCCAGAGGAGUGCUGACCUCACCUCAUGCCCAGCUGCCCAUAGCAUCCCUAUUCCCCUCCAUGCUGCUUUCCCGCCUCAAUGCCUGCAUCUGAAGCAUAGCGGCCCCAGCUCACUCUGAUUCAGGGAAGCUGAGCUUGGGAUCUCAGUUCUGUACUUUAAAAAGGCUUCACACACACUUUUCACUUUAGUGUGUGGGAAUGUUACACCUGAGCUCUUGGUGGGGCUGAGAAUUUGUAUUCCCAGAAGAAUGAGUUCAAGAAAGUCUUGGCACACCACUUGGCUUCCAUGGGGUUCUGACCUGCUCAGCUGAGCACAGUUCUGCUUAGAGUCACAUCAGGCUGGGCCACCACCCACACCUAGGAGGGACAGGAAGUCUUCCUCUGUUUUCAUGGGAUCCAGGAAUCAAUAUGGGUCAGAUCAGUGGGUCUAGGCCUGCUCCCAGCAGCCUCACUGAGAGCCACUGUCUUGCACAUGUCGAUAGGCUGGUGUCUGACUGUUCAAGGGCCACGCUUGAGAACAGGCCAUCCACUCUUAGAAGAAACCAAAUCUUGUUUUGGUCUUCUGGGGAAGCACAGGAGUGGGGUAGGGUGCCACACAUUGGUAUUUUCCAAACUGUGUUUGGUUGAAAUCUUCUUUGAGGCUGUAAAAUUCCAGGUGGGAGGCAACUGAAUUUGCCUUCUCCCGAGACAGAGUCACAACUGGGUUUUAUCGUCAGUGAAUUUUAUCAGGAGCGUCUGUGGGGGCCUCCGAGGGGAAGGGUGAGUGCAUUGCUGAGGACACCCUGGUUAACACUGAUAGGACACAGCACCCCGGCUCUUAUGGUUUCCGGGCUGUUUGGGUUCAGCCCAUCUCAGCUAGUUCUUCUCAGUCUGAGUGAGCAGUUGCAGCUUGCCUGUGCACUACCCUCCCGCCUUACACAGCCAAGUGUGCAGAGUGACUGUCGGGCCCACGCCCCUCCACGCUUCGCCUUUUCUGUACUGCUAUGUAAGACCUGUUUGCCAACGGUCACUUGUUGGCUCCUGCCAGGAGGUCUAAAAGCUCCCAGCCCACUUUCGCUGGAGCAGUAAUGCUCAAAACUGCAAACGGAGGUGUCCGUGACCACUGUCCUGUGCUACGUCCAGGAGAGGGGUGGCAUGGCUGGAGUUGACUUGCCUUCCAGCUGUACAGGUUUGCUGCCCAAGUCUCCCUGAUGUUGGGGAAGGAAGCCCACACCAUUUCACCACCACACUCUCCCACAAACUCACCGAAAUUGUGUGCCAUACCUUGGGUGCCACACACAGGCUCCACCAAAAUCUUCUAAUCUUCUGGUGUAACUAGCAAGCUAUAAGUUUGUUCCUUGCUCUGUGCUCCUUUUAUUUGUCCUUAAACUACCUCCUUAGAGCCCUGAGAGGAUCCCUAAGUCUAGAUUCAGAUUUAAGGGACAGAUACCCAUGUUGUAAUGGCCCCUUGUGCCAAAACCUUAGUAGUCAGUCUUGCCAUUGGUCUCUGUCCCCACUGUGGCCUUGGGACCUCAGGAGGCUAGAGAUGAGUUAGGACCUAACUGGGUCAGGGUAAUGCUUUAUCAGGAUCAGAGGUAUGGGGAGGGAGCUGGAUGCAGAAGGUGGUCACCCCCACCCCAACUCCAGGACAAAUGCAAUCUGGCAUGGUGGGGCAACAUAGGAGACCAAAGUCAGUUUCUUGAAUCCCUGGGGCCUUAGCUAGGUUCUGCAGCCCAUGGCUGAAAGAGGAUGAUCAAAACACACAUGUGUGGCUUUAAACUAGUAUUUGGCUCUGACAGACACUGAGAUGCUUCUGAAGCUGACUUUAGCCACAAGGUGGGCAGUGCCCAGGCAGCCAGCCACAUACUCUCAGGAGUCAGCUGCCCAGGGUUAUGGAGCUCUUUGCUCAGGGGCCAGAGAGUGAAGGCCUUUAUUGCCCUCUCUGAGCCAUUCAGGCCAUUCUUCCUUCACCCCCAGCACUUCUUCCUGCCCUCUGGGCCAUUUCUGUCUACUUGAGGGAUGGGAAACUUAGCUGCCUCUUCCAUGGGAGCUAGUCUCAAACAGUGUGGAUUCAUGAGAUUUUGUUCAUGUUAUCCACCAGGGACAAACAGACGUUCCUUGUUUGGGCUCCCAGUCCCCAGGGCACUUUCCCUGUGACUCUUUGGAAUAUUGAGAGUCACGAUGAGGAAUAACCUCCAGUGCAUGAGCCAGGGCCACCCACUCAUUCACUCAUGUAACCUGUUGAGGUGCUGAGACACACCAGACAUAGUGGUGGUAGUUUCUGCAGAUAAUGGACCAGCCAGGCAGCAAGGACUUGGAUCCCUUGAGGACUGUGGGCAUCCCCAGACGCAUCCAUUAUUCUGAUAAGAGCGCCUGCAUCCCAGACCAGUGCCCCUGUGCUUUGCAGAUCCUGCAGUUCAUAGUGUGAAUCUCUUUAGCUGGGGUGCAACUUUAUGACCACACCAAGAUAACAUUUGCUACUAAGCGCAGAUGCUAGAUUUCGGGUUCCAGGCAGACACACCACACCAGUCCAUCUAGAGCCUUCAGAGGUAACCUUAAGGCCAGCAUCCCUGGAGGACAAUAUAACGGCAGUCUGAGGUCAGAGCCUGGAAGAAUUAGAAGCCUGCAAUUUGCUGUCAAACGCAUCCGUAGCUUUUACAGUCAUCUCUUGCUCAUUUUUGCUCAUAAAUCAUAUAGUCUUUUCUCCUACCCAACCAAUGCAUAUUGGGAGUGAGAACAACUACUUUUUCCUUUUCAUAGCAAACCUUUUCCUGUGUGUCAGCCUCUCUCCCUGAAAAGUGUGGAUCCAGGGGCUAGGGGAAGCUUGGCAAGGUUGACCAGAUGUCCCACUCCUACUAGGAACCCGUGUCUUAGUAGUCAUUCUUGGCAAACUGCAGACAUCUAUUUCCAAACUGGUGCCCUGCGGUUCCCUGUGAAAUGUGCUAUUUGCACCCACCCUAUUCUCCCUAAACAAUUAGAAAUUGGUAGCUAUCACCAGAUUGUGAGUUUCUGGCCAGUAGCUCAGGGAAUUGAAAUGAUUCUUAAGCCCAGGUCUACUGAAGACUUUGGGGAUAUAAUUCUUUAUCAAAUAUUCAGCAUUAAUGAAGCUUCUUGGCAUUAUUCGCUGAAUGUUUAGAUGCUUGGAAGGGUUGCCAGAGUGUGGCACCCAGCUGGACAUAGUGGCACACACCUUUAAUCACAGUACUAGAGAGACAGAGGCAGGCAAUGUAUUUCUGAAUUCAAGACCAGCCUGGUCUGCACAGUGAGUUCCAGGCCAGUUAGGGCUCUACAGAGAAAUCUUGUCUCAAAAAAAUCAAAUAAAUAAAAGUAAAAUAUGACUUCCUGGUUGACCUAGCGCACUUUGUAACAGUGUGAGAUUCUUGGUUCUUAGUGUCUGAUACUCUUGGAUCCUGAGCUUUCUCUCCUACUGCUCUCCCAAAGCAGGGUAUCAGAAUGCUUUCCAGAGGGGCCAUCCUUCCAUGACACCAGGACUGUCUGAACCCUCACUGUUUGUAGCCUGGUGAUAGCCUCCCCUUCCCCAGGGCACAGAAAAGCCAAGGGUCACAUGGCCAGGGGACAACUCCACUGAAGUGACCCACCACUUUCCUAGAAAACCCUUUGGCCUCUCCUCCACAGGAGUCCCUUGUUGGCCAGAGGGCCUGCUUCUUGUGGGCGCUUUCAAGUGCCACUGUGCGGGGCCUGGCUCUGCACACCCAGGAAAAGUCUGCAGACCCCCAGCCCUCCGCAAUAACUCACCAGACCAGAAGCCACUGAUGUACAGAGAACACUUAAAAAAUGUAUUUUAUGUGAAAAAAGUUAAAACUCUGUAUACUGUAUCAGCAGCUUUGUGUAAAAAUGGCAAUCAAAAGAGUCUAAUAUAUUUAAAACUUUUUUUUAAAAAAAAUUCUCAUGGAUCUUUGAUAUUGUACUGAAGUAGCGCCAUGUCUCCAAGAUGGAGUCUGACCAUAUCCCCAAGGGGCCUGUGCCCCUGGAGUUACUUUCAGCUGCCAAGGCCUGUGACGGAAUUCGCUGUUAUGGAUUUUUAAUUAAGAUUAUUAAAUUCCUUUUAAUAACA
Arvicola amphibius (Eurasian water vole) is the source of this 6079-nucleotide messenger RNA. RefSeq names its product protein phosphatase 1 regulatory subunit 16B (gene Ppp1r16b). The coding region runs from base 210 to 1916 and encodes 568 amino acids. Gene Ontology annotation, biological process: establishment of endothelial barrier; regulation of sprouting angiogenesis. Gene Ontology annotation, cellular component: cytoplasm. The transcript is spliced from 11 exons. The record is from RefSeq and is a predicted model, not a curated record. Gene Ontology annotation, molecular function: protein phosphatase regulator activity; enzyme inhibitor activity; protein binding. Lineage: Eukaryota; Metazoa; Chordata; Mammalia; Rodentia; Cricetidae.